UGUCCUGGACGCCACCAACUCAGUUCCUCAUUUGUUUUUUCCUUCUCAAUUUUUAAUAUAUAGAUAUACUCCUCUUUCUCCGCCCAUCGUCCUCACUCUCCUUCUAUUCCUCAGUAUCGUAAUCGAGAUCCUGCAUCUGAGUAUCCCCAAAAUGGCAGCAUUAUCAGGGAAGGUUGUCCAACAUAACCUGGUAGCAAAGUGCUGCCAGCAGGAUAGGGAAUUGAGCACAAAAUACCGACUGUACUAUUGUACCCUUAGUAGGCGCAACUUGCUCCCCCCUGUAGGAGGGAAGUUGGCAUGGAAUGGCAACUCCACCAUGCAACUGGACGCCUUAUCAAAAUUUAAGCGAGGAAUUGUUUAUUGCAAUGCUGCCUCGUCGUCCACUGCAAUCCCGACUGUUGAGAAAAGCAACUUUCUUAAGCUUCAGAAUGGAAGUGAUAUACGUGGAGUAGCUGUUGAUGGAGUUGAGGGGGAACCUCUUACUCUCACAGAGACAGUUACAGAAGCAAUAGCAGCAGGUUUUUCUGGUUGGUUGCUGGCAAAAAAGAAAAAUGUUUCUUCUAAAUGUUUAAGAGUCUCCAUCGGUCAUGACUCACGAAUUUCAGCACAGAAGUUACAGGACGCAGUUUCUCGAGGACUUUCUAGAGCUGGAGUUGAAGUCAUCCAAUAUGGAUUGGCAUCCACUCCAGCCAUGUUCAAUAGCACUCUUACCGAAAAUGAAGAAUUUUCCUGUCCAGUGGAUGGUUCCAUAAUGAUAACAGCAAGCCAUCUUCCCUACAACAGGAAUGGGUUCAAGUUCUUUACAAGUGCGGGUGGACUUGGGAAGCCCGACAUCAAAGAUAUCUUGGAGCGAGCCGCUGAUAUAUACAAAAAUAUUGCAAAUGGCGAUUCUAAGGGGGCAGAAACAGCUGCUUCUCUCGAUGUGAAAAGAGUGGAUUACAUGUCUGUUUAUGCAUCUAAUCUUGUAGCAGCAGUCCGCAAAGCUGCAGGGAAUAUAGAAAAGCCACUGGAAGGAUUCCAUAUCGUUGUUGAUGCAGGGAAUGGAGCAGGCGGAUUCUUUGUGGGGAAGGUGCUUGAGCCUCUGGGUGCUAUUACUUCUGGCAGUCAGUUCUUGGAGCCAGAUGGUUUGUUUCCCAAUCAUAUACCUAACCCAGAGGAUAAGACAGCCAUGAAAGCUAUUACCAAGGCAGUACUUGAUAACAGGGCUGAUUUGGGAAUCAUCUUUGAUACAGAUGUUGACAGGUCUGCGGCUGUGGAUUCAAGUGGUCGUGAAUUUAACAGAAAUCGUUUGAUUGCUUUAAUGUCCGCAAUUAUUUUGGAGGAACAUCCUGGGACCACUAUUGUCACAGACAGUGUAACAUCAGAUGGGCUGACAACAUUUAUUGAAAAGAAACUAGGAGGGAAGCAUCACAGGUUCAAAAGAGGAUACAAGAAUGUAAUUGAUGAGGCUAUUCGUCUGAACUCUGUUGGUGAAGAAGCACAUUUGGCUAUUGAAACUAGUGGCCAUGGAGCUCUCAAGGAGAAUCACUGGCUUGACGAUGGUGCAUACCUUAUGGUGAAGUUACUGAAUAAGCUUGCAUCAGCUAGAACAUCAGGACUGGGCGGCGGCAGCAAAGUCCUAACUGACAUGGUGGAGGGUCUCGAAGAACCAGCUGUUGCUGUUGAACUUAGACUAAAGAUUGAUCAGAAUCAUCCAGAUCUUCAAGGAGGAUCCUUCCGUGAUUAUGGUGAAGCAGUGUUAAAGCAACUUGAGAAUACAGUUGAGUUGGACGCUAAGCUUCUGAAAGCACCUGUUAACUAUGAAGGGGUUAGAGUUUCUGGUUAUGGCGGAUGGUUCCUUCUAAGACUCUCACUACAUGACCCUGUUCUACCCCUUAAUAUUGAGGCACCAAGCAAGGAGGAUGCUGUAAAACUUGCUCAUGAUGUGCUUAAUGCUGUGAAAGGGUUCACCGCUCUUGAUACCUCCGCCUUAACUAAGUUUGUUGGAGUAUGAGUGUGCAUUGAGUUUAUCUGUCUUGACGAUCAUCAAAAUUUGGACAACUUGACCUCAGUGCCGCUGACAUGUUGGAUCUUUGAAAAUUUGGAACCUCUGCCAUAGAAAAUUGUUUUUUUUUUGGUUUUGUUUUUAAAAAAACAAAUCAAGAGCUGUAUGCAAUAAAGUUACACAAUCUGUCUGUACAGAGAAAAAUGUGAUUGAUAGCUACAAGGAGACAAUUGUGAUUACUUUGUUUAUGGUAGUAGUUUUGGUGCA
Messenger RNA from Solanum stenotomum, 2251 nucleotides. RefSeq lists its product as uncharacterized. Gene Ontology annotation, cellular component: chloroplast stroma. The coding region runs from base 152 to 1993 and encodes 613 amino acids. The transcript has 18 exons. Gene Ontology annotation, molecular function: phosphomannomutase activity. Gene Ontology annotation, biological process: carbohydrate metabolic process. The record is from RefSeq and is a predicted model, not a curated record. Lineage: Eukaryota; Viridiplantae; Streptophyta; Magnoliopsida; Solanales; Solanaceae.